This is a messenger RNA of Kwoniella botswanensis, 519 nucleotides long. RefSeq lists its product as uncharacterized. The transcript has a single exon. Lineage: Eukaryota; Fungi; Basidiomycota; Tremellomycetes; Tremellales; Cryptococcaceae. The coding region runs from base 1 to 519 and encodes 172 amino acids. The record is from RefSeq and is a predicted model, not a curated record.
AUGUCAACCCUUCGACCGAACUCGCAAUCACAGCCUUCGGGUGAAGACCGGGAUUUCCUAUCUAACUUUCUCUCCGAUAUGACAAAACAGGGAUUGUCCUCCUUACACUCACCCCAGUCCGUCCCUGUCUGCGACGUCUCCCACGAUGGGCAUAGGGUAGCUCUUGUCAAGCUCGAAGAUACCAAGGUAUACAUACAAGGCCUCAAAUUUGAUCAGAAAGAAAGACCAUUCACUGAUGACAUGAAAACCGUAGAACGAAGAGUGCUGCGAUCAAUACAAGUUCCAAUAGCAUCCCGGAGGGCACAGUGGUCAGUGAAAAGAUCAAGUGAACCUCGGAAGCAUCCAGAAUGCGAUGGCUAUUACAACUAUAAGAUUGAGAUGAGUUGGAAAGACAUCGACGAUGACGAUUGGAACCGAUACUUGAAUCAAGCAGCAUUGUCCCCAAUUUCGCUUCCGCCAGAUCGACCAGAGACUUACACAGCUUCUGCGUCCACAAUAGACGUCCCGCAUUUGAUAUAG